Messenger RNA from Prosopis cineraria, 1724 nucleotides. Its product is annotated as flavonoid 3',5'-hydroxylase 2-like. Bases 46 to 1578 code for a protein of 510 amino acids. Gene Ontology annotation, molecular function: heme binding; monooxygenase activity; oxidoreductase activity, acting on paired donors, with incorporation or reduction of molecular oxygen. NCBI's taxonomy places the organism in Eukaryota, Viridiplantae, Streptophyta, Magnoliopsida, Fabales, Fabaceae. The record is from RefSeq and is a predicted model, not a curated record. The transcript is spliced from 3 exons.
UAUCACUUCACACGCAUCACCUUCUUCCUUCUAAGAACCACAAAAAUGGCUUCUCUCAGCCUCUUUCUCCUCCAAGACCUCGCCGUCGCCAUUAUCAUCUUCUUCACCACUCGCUUCUUCUUCCGCUCUAUCUUCAAAGGCCAUAAUCGGAAGCUCCCUCCCGGCCCGACCGGGUGGCCCUUCCUCGGAGCCCUCCCAAUUCUAGGCCCCAUGCCUCACGUGACCCUCUUCAAGCUCGCCAGAAAAUACGGUCCCGUCAUGUACCUCAAGAUGGGCACCACUGGCAUGGUAGUCGCCUCCACGCCGGACGCUGCUCGCGCGUUCCUCAAAACCCUCGACGUCAACUUCUCAAACCGGCCGCCCAACGCUGGGUCCAUCAUCCUUGGUUACAACGCCGACAUGGUGUUCGCUGACUACGGCUCCCGGUGGAAGCUGGAGAGGAAGAUAAGCAACCUGCACAUGCUCGGCGGGAAGGCUCUGGACGACUGGGCUCAUUUCAGAGUGAUGGAGCUCGGCCACAUGCUGCGAGCCAUGUACGACGCGAGCAAGCAAGGUCAGCCCGUGGUGGUGCCGGAGAUGCUGACAUACGCGAUGGCGAACAUGAUAGGGCAAUUGAUUCUGGGGAAGAGAGUGUUCGAGACGAAGGGAUCGGAGAGCAACGAGUUCAAGGACAUGGUGGUGGAGCUGAUGACCAGUGCUGGGUUAUUCAACAUCGGCGAUUUCAUACCGUUCUUGAGGCGAUUUGAUCUGCAGGGACUAGAGCGAGGAAUGAAGCAGUUGAAUCACAAGUUCGAUGUGUUGUUGACCAAGAUGAUCGAAGAUCAUCAAGCUACGGCUCAUAAGCGAAAGGGCAAGCCUGAUUUCUUAGACAUUGUUACCAAAUACAUGAAGGAAAACCCAGAGGGAGAGCCUCUUACAAUGACCAACGUUAAAGCCCUUCUUCUGAACCUUUUCACAGCUGGAACUGACACAUCAUCAAGCAUCAUAGAAUGGGCCCUAUCAGAAAUGUUGCAGAACCCCUCCAUCAUGAAGCGAGCUCAUGACGAGAUGGACCGAGUCAUCGGCCGUCAACGACGUCUCCAAGAAUCCGACAUUCCUAACCUCCCCUACUUCCAGGCCAUUUGCAAGGAGACAUACCGGAAACAUCCGUCGACGCCGUUGAACCUACCGCGAGUUUCGACGGAAGCAUGCGAGGUGAACGGUUACUACAUACCCAAAGGAACAAGACUGAGCGUGAACAUCUGGGGGAUCGGAAGGGACCCAAAUGUGUGGGACAAGCCAUUGGAGUUCAACCCAGACAGGUUCAUGAGUGGUCGGAACGCCAAGAUCGAUCCUCGCGGCAACGACUUCGAGCUCAUCCCGUUCGGAGCCGGAAGGAGGAUCUGUGCCGGAACCAGAAUGGGGAUCGUUCUUGUCCACUACAUUCUCGGAACCUUGAUUCAUUCCUUUGACUGGAAGCUUCCACAUGGGCUUUCUGAGUUGAACAUGGAAGAAAGUUUUGGUCUUGCCUUGCAGAAGAAAGUGCCUCUUGCUGCUUUGGUCUCUCCGAGGUUGUCUCCUGAUGCUUACAUUCCAUAGAAACGUAGUUAAUUCACGCAAAUGCAUAUGUUUGUGCCUGAAACAUACAUACAUGAGUGUGUGUGUGUUGAAUAACCUGUGAUUCAUCAUCAGUCCUAUGCGUGAGAGUUAUGUCUAUUGAUAUAUUCAGGGAUUGGUAUAAUUAA